CAGUUUUUUCCUUUCUCAGACACUCAGCGGGUUAGAGAGUAUGGGUAUACAUAUUUAGAGAUCUCCGCUAAGGACAUAAAGACAUAUUAACUCAUGGACUGCUCAUCACUGCUGUUACUGUUGUUGCUAAAAUUAAUUGGAAUCCUUUUCCAAGAGAUACCAGGGUCUCUGGCUCAGGACUGGAGUGUGUCUUAUACACCGAGCAGACUGUGCGCUCUUCAUCACUCCUCUGUUGUGUUACCCUGCAAAUACACCUACCCCAGCGGUCAAGUGGUCACCAGUUCUGCAUGGCAUUACAGGAGGUCAAACAGCACGACGAUUGAAAGACGUGUAGCGCAUUCUCUAGCCGAUGAGUCAAACUGCUCUCUCCUGCUGGACAGCGUGACUCAAGACGAUGCUGGUGUUUAUCAGUUCAGCUUCAGGACCAGGGACUCCACCCAGGAUCUGACAAAUGAAGAUGGGGUUACGCUGGAAAUAACAGAUCUCCAGGUGGACAUGGAGCCAGUGUCAGACAAGGUGUUGGAGGGAGACUGGGUGAUGUUGAUCUGUGGCUCCUGCAUUCCUUCCCUUACUGUUCCCACCUAUACCUGGUACAAAGACGGACGUCAGUACAAGCAAAAACAUGGAGACUACCAGUUGGAGCUAACAAACAUUAAAGUGGAGGAUGAAGGCAGCUACCAGUGCUCCAUCAGUGGCCAUGAAGGCCUGCUCUCCUCAGCUGUGAAAUUCACUGUUAACUAUCCUCCAAAGAACGUCUCAGUGUCCAUCAGCUCCUCUGGUGAGAUAGUGGAGGGCAGUUCAGUGACUCUGACCUGCAGCAGUGAUGCUAAUCCACCUGUGGAGAUCUACACCUGGUUUAAGGGGAAGACAUCAGUAGAAAAAGGAAAGACCUACAACAUCUCCAACAUCAGCGCUGAGCACAGUGGAGAGUACAAGUGCAAGUGCAGUAAUGAAGUCGGACAUCAGGACUCCAUCGGUGUAACUCUGAAUGUUCUGUAUCCUCCAAAGAAUGUCUCCGUGUCCAUCAACUCCUCUGGUGAGAUAGUGGAGGGCAGUUCAGUGACUCUGACCUGCAGCAGUGAUGCUAACCCACCUGUGGAGAAGUACACCUGGUUUAAGGGGACAACAUCAGUAGGAAAAGGAAAGACCUACAUCAUCUCCAACAUCAGCACUGAGGACAGUGGAGAGUACAAGUGCAAGUCCAGUAAUGAAGUUGGACAUCAGGACUCCAACAGUGUAACUCUGAAUGUUCUGAAUCCUCCAAAGAACGUCUCAGUGUCCAUCAGCUCCUCUGGUGAGAUAGUGGAGGGCAGUUCAGUGACUCUGACCUGCAGCAGUGGCGCUAACCCACUUGUGGAGAACUACACCUGGUUUAAGGGAGAAGCAUUAAUAGGAAAAGGAAAGACCUACAUCAUCUCCAAGAUCAGCACUGAGGACAGUGGAGAGUAUAAGUGCAAGUGCAGUAAUGAAGUCAGACAUCAGGACUCCAUCGGUGUAACUCUGAAUGUUCUGUAUCCUCCAAAGAAAGUCUCAGUGUCCAUCAGCACCUCUGUUGAGAUAGUGGAGGGCAGUUCAGUGACUCUGACCUGCAGCAGUGAUGCUAACCCACCUGUGGAGAUCUACACCUGGUUUAAGGAGAAAGAAUCAUCACCUGUAGGAUCCGGAAAGAGUUACAGAGCUCUACAGAGUGGACAGUACUACUGCGAGGCUCAGAAUAAACACGGCUCUGAGAGAUCAGCUACAGUGUCCGUCACUUUAAGCGGUGGCUCUGUGAUUGUGUAUGUGGCUGUUGGAGUUGGACUUUUUGGGAUUGCAGCUCUUCUCUCUGCACUCUGCUGGCUGAGAAGCAAGAGACAGAAGAACCAGAAAGAAGAAUAUGAAUGCCAGACCGCUGGACUGAGUGCUAAAGACGACACGUACGCAGCUCUCGAUCUCACAGACCGGACAUCUGAUGAUGUGUAUCACACACUUGCAAUUGCUCAUCCCAGUCCUGCUGCUGACACGCCCACGUGCUCUGACUGAGAAUAUGGCACUGAUGGAGCACCAGCUAUGAUGAGCGCAACUUGAACAGCAAGACAUACCCAGACGUUCCUACAUUUCUGAACUAUCACUGCAUCAUUCAUCAGCAGGCUACAUGUGUAAAGGUUAUAGGGUUAGAACGUGUCAUUGCACCUGUUUUUAAAAUGAUUAACUCCAUUCUCACAAAGACCAAACAACGCAGAAGCUUCAAACUUUUUUCUUGAGGAAUUAUGUGCUGAGUAUGAUGACGUUCUUCUCCUCACUGAAAUCAGACAGCUAAACAGAGGUAAGAUACUGCAACAGUUUCUUUCCUUGCUUAAUGAAAUCAAAGCCUUCAUGGAAUCAAGAGAGAAAGACACAACGCUAUUGUUCGAUGCUGGUUGGCUGCUUGAUCCUGCAGUACUGAUGGAUAUAACACAGAAACUGAAUCACCUGAACCUACAAUAACAAGGUAAAACCAUCUGUGACAUGAUCAGUGCUGUGAAAGCCUUUAAAGCAAAACUGGCAUUUUACCUCCAGCAAGUAGAAAAUAAAAGACUGCAGCACUUCCCCUCAGCUGUAAAGAUAUUGGAAAACCAUGCAGAGACUGCUGGUGUUUUGGAUGUUCAGAAUUAUUGUGGAUGUACAGAAAAAUACUGUGACCCGCUCUUAAGCUUCAGCAGGAAUCUUUUCUGGAAUUUGAGGACAGGUUUAAUGAUUUUGAUUUUGAAGCCGGAGCCCUGUGUUGCCAACCACUUCAUGGAGGUAAUGUGCGUGAGGUUGCUGGCUGAACUGUUCAAUCCUGUAGAGAUAGAGAUGCAGAUUUUAAAUCUCUAACAUGACGUCCAAAUAAAAUCUAAACUAAAUUCCCAACAUUUCCGGAUCUUGCUCGACUCAGAAAACUACAAGAAUAAUCAGCAGGCAGCUCUGAAAAUACAUGCUUUAUGUGUCUCCAUAUACCUUUGUGAAGCAGCUCUUUCUGAGAUGAAUUUAAUUAAAUCUAAAUUCAGAACAAGGCUAACGGAUGAACAUUUAAAUGACUCUAUAAGAGUCAGUAGAUACAUGCCAGCAUACACCUUUCUUGUGAACUCAAUACGGUGCUAGUCGUGUCACUAAUUGUGCAAGAAUGAAUGAACGUACUUCUUGCACACAUAUGAACUCUAAAAUGAGACGGAGCCACAUGAUUGGCUUAUAUUAAGGGAAGUAAUGCAUGAUGUAUUGAUUAUUGUGCAUGUAGUUUUGGAAUUUCAUAUGAAUUUAAGCUGGGUUGAUGUGAGCUUGAUAAAUAGGAA
Pangasianodon hypophthalmus (striped catfish) is the source of this 3290-nucleotide messenger RNA. Its product is annotated as B-cell receptor CD22. Lineage: Eukaryota; Metazoa; Chordata; Actinopteri; Siluriformes; Pangasiidae. Bases 94 to 2022 code for a protein of 642 amino acids. The record is from RefSeq and is a predicted model, not a curated record. The transcript has 13 exons.